Daldinia caldariorum is the source of this 1817-nucleotide messenger RNA. Its product is annotated as cytochrome P450. NCBI's taxonomy places the organism in Eukaryota, Fungi, Ascomycota, Sordariomycetes, Xylariales, Hypoxylaceae. The transcript has 6 exons. Gene Ontology annotation, molecular function: oxidoreductase activity, acting on paired donors, with incorporation or reduction of molecular oxygen; heme binding; iron ion binding. The record is from RefSeq and is a predicted model, not a curated record. Bases 1 to 1668 code for a protein of 555 amino acids.
AUGGACGUCCUUAUCUGUAGCGGACUAGCUGUCCUAGAACUACUUACGUUCCAAUCCAGUUGGGAACUUGACAGUCCAUCGAUAUUUAAGAGAUUUUUUGGUCUUAUUUUCAUACAAUACGCUUGCUUAAAGUUCCAUCGCAUCGUGAUUUACCCGAACUUCUUCUCGACACUUAGACAUUUACCAGGACCGAAGGAUCACAAUCUACUUCUCGGGCAGGAAGCUAAAAAGUUCAAAGCCGACGGCCCAGCCGCUGUUCAGCUACAAUGGAUGCGUACAUGGCCAGACGCGCCGUUUAUCAGGUACAUCUCGUUUGCCGGCAAGGAGGUUCUACUAGCAAACAGCUUAGCCGCCCAUAAAGCUGUUCUCCAGACUCACGUCUAUGAUUUCGUUAAGCCGCCCUUUUUCGCGCGGCUGGUCGGAGAGAUCACAGGCGUAGGUCUGCUGUUCUCGGAAGGGGAGGCUCACAAGCGAGAACGAAGGUUGCUAGCGGGCCCGUUCUCAGUCCCCAGCAUGAGAAAGCUUCUGCCUGUCUUUCGGACGAAAGCGAGAGCCCUUUCACAUGUUUUCGAAGAGCUGCUCGCAGAGAAGCAAUAUGCUACUUUGGAAGCGAUCGAGACUUUUUCCAAGUCAACCAUGGAUACAAUAGGGGUAACGGUGCUAGGGAUCGAAUUAGACACUAUUUCCUCAAUGUACCCUCUAGGUUUCCUGGAACUUUAUAAUCGCGUACUUCAUCAAGGGUUCCUAGGUCAACUUAUUUGGGUCAUUAAUGCAUUCCUUCCUAUCCGAAGCAUCAUUCCCCUAGAAGCAAAUCGUAAAUUCAUCCAAACCACUGCCGAUUUGAGAAAGAUGCUACGGGAGAUUAUCCAGCAACGUACGACGGACCUCGCAAAUGAAACCUUUAAAAGAGAAAAUGGAGAAUCUAGGGACCUUCUAACGUAUAUGUUGGAAGAAGCUGAACUACGAAGGCAGGAGACAGGGAAAGAGAUUUGGUCUAUAAACGACAUAAUUGGCCAUCUUCUCAAUUUCACAUCUGCAGGUCAUGAGAGUACGGCGACUACCUUAGCCUGGUCUCUCUACGUUCUCGCAACCCACCCUGCGAUACAAGAUCGGCUACGGUUGGAGAUCACCUCUCUGUUAGAAACCGACCAAGAACCAGACUACGACUCGAUUUCUGCUCUACCUUAUCUGCACAAUUUCGUUAGGGAAGUACUUCGUGUUUAUCCUCCAUCAUAUAUGGCUCAGCGCGAAGCUACCCGGGACCUUGUAAUAGAGGGCGUAUCCAUACCCAAAGGCACACAGAUCGACUUAAACAUCCCCCUGGUCCACCAGCACCCGCUAAUCUGGGGUCCCGACGCCCCGCAAUUUGACCCAGACCGUUGGGACCGAUUAUCGGGCGACGCAGCCACGCCAUUCGCGUUCGAAGCCUUCCUCCAGGGCCCGCGAACUUGUCCCGGCCGUAACUUCGCCCUUGUUGAAGUUAAAACCUUUCUCGUCGAGUUAGUACCGCGAUGGCACUUCCACGGCAUCGAGCGGCGGGGCGGAGAGCUGUUGGCUUCGGGAGAAGAGCGUCUGGGUAAGGGUGUGAAAUUGGCGAAUCCGAGCUUAACUUAUAGACCAGCUGACGAGUUGCUAGUUAGGUUUGGGCGUGUUAAGAAGCUGCAUUAGGGGUGGGAGCGCGGGGUACAAUCUUAUACUUCUUAUUAGCGCAUCUACUUUUUGUUGCUUUAAGACAGAUUAAAGCAAAGUCAUGAUUUGAGAGUAUUUAAUAAUUAACUAAGCUAUUACUUAAAGUUAAUCAAGAAAAUAUAAGGUAC